Messenger RNA from Protopterus annectens (West African lungfish), 932 nucleotides. It is a transcript of the gene TXNL1, whose product is annotated as thioredoxin like 1. The record is from RefSeq and is a predicted model, not a curated record. Lineage: Eukaryota; Metazoa; Chordata; Ceratodontiformes; Protopteridae.
CAGUAAAGGGGCAAGUUGAUUACUAGGAUUUCUAGCAUUCAUGCUUUAAUUUAUACAAUACUAUCACUUAUCAAUUUCUGUCUCCAGGUGCAAUGGUUGGUGUGAAGGUUAUUGCUAAUGAUGCUGAAUUCCAGCCUGAGCUUAGCAGUGCUGGUUGUAGACUUACAGUCGUGAAGUUUACCAUGAAAGGGUGUGGACCCUGUAUACGAAUAUCUCCGGCUUUUACAUCUUUGAGUAACAAGUACCCUCAAGCUAUCUUCCUAGAGGUGGAUGUUCAUCAGUGCCAGGGAACAGCUGCCUCAAACAAUAUUUCAGCAACGCCAACAUUCCUCUUCUUUAGAAAUAAAGUACGGGUUGAUCAGUAUCAAGGAGCAGAUGUUGCAGGACUGGAAGAUAAAAUUAAACAACAUCUGGAAAAUGAUGCUGGAAGCACAGAGGAUGCAGAUAUCCCUAAAGGAUAUAUGGAUUUAAUGCCAUUUGUAAAUAAAGCUGGUUGUGAGUGCCUUAAUGAAAGUGAUGAUAAUGGACUAGAAAAUUGUUUCCGAAAAGACACUACCUACUUGGAAUCAGACUGUGAUGAGCAGCUUCUUAUAACAGUAUCUUUUAAUCAGCCAGUAAAGAUUUAUUCAAUGAAACUCCAUGGCCCAGAUAAUGGCCAAGGUCCAAAGUACAUAAAAAUUUUUACCAAUUUACCUCGAUCGUUUGACUUUGACGAAGCAGAAGCAAGUAAACCUACCCAAGAUUUUGACCUGACAUCAGAUGAUAUUAAAGAAGACAGUAUCAUUCAGCUUCGAUAUGUAAAAUUUCAGAAUGUUAAUAGUGUAACGAUGUUUGUUAAGUCUAACCAAGGAAACGAGGAAACCACAAGAAUCAGUUACUUUACUUUUAUUGGAACACCAGUUCAGGCAACAAACAUGAAUGACUUCAAAAGA